AUGCGAUUCACAUCGAGAUGGAGCUACGUGUUUAUACACUUAUUCGCAUUCUUCACCUACGCUCAGGUAACCAAUCAGUCCCCGCCUAAUUUCACGCAGCAUGUGAGCGAGCAGAGCAAAGUGACAGACCGCGUGAGCCGCAGGUUGAUCCGGAUCUACCAGCUGUACAGUCGGACCAGCGGCAAGCAUGUGCAGGUUCUGCCCAACAAGAAGAUCAACGCCAUGGCCGAAGAUGGAGAUGCGCACGCCAAACUAAUUGUAGAGACAGACACAUUUGGGAGCCGUGUGCGUAUCAAGGGAGCUGAGACUGGGCUCUACAUCUGCAUGAACAAGAGGGGGAAGCUCAUUGGCAAGAAAAAUGGACAAGGCCGUGACUGUAUCUUCACUGAGAUUGUGUUGGAGAACAACUACACCGCGCUGAGGAAUGCCCGGUAUGAGGGAUGGUAUAUGGCCUUCACCCGCCGAGGACGGCCACGAAAAGGCUCACGGACACGGCAGCACCAGCGCGAAGUCCAUUUUAUGAAGAGACUGCCAACGGGUCAGCAGCCCGCACAUCCCAGCCACCACCGACCAUUUGACUUCAUUCACUACACGUUCAACCAAAGGACUAAACGUACACAGUACUCAUCAGAGCGCUGA
Molecule: messenger RNA, 639 nt
Organism: Phycodurus eques (leafy seadragon)
Lineage: Eukaryota; Metazoa; Chordata; Actinopteri; Syngnathiformes; Syngnathidae
Gene: fgf8a
Product: fibroblast growth factor 8a
Exons: 5
Coding region: 1-639 (212 amino acids)
Biological process (GO): embryonic heart tube development; dorsal/ventral pattern formation; regulation of cell migration
Cellular component (GO): cytoplasm
Molecular function (GO): type 1 fibroblast growth factor receptor binding; type 2 fibroblast growth factor receptor binding; growth factor activity
Source: RefSeq, a predicted model, not a curated record